Messenger RNA from Porites evermanni, 2218 nucleotides. Lineage: Eukaryota; Metazoa; Cnidaria; Anthozoa; Scleractinia; Poritidae. The record is from the annotation of a GenBank genome assembly.
UCAAAGAUCAAGAAUCUUGGAUUUGCAAGCAACUUGACUCACCUAUAUCUUCAAAAAAAUCAAAUAACAAAGAUAGAGGGACUAGACAAUCUUAAAAGAUUAACCAAGCUGUAAGUAAUUCCUCUUUAUAAGUUAUUACUGUUGAGUUAGAGUGUCAACAGUAAUAAUCAUUACACGUGUAGUAAAGUCUGUAUUAAGUCAACAGCCGUAGUACCCUAAUGCAUGCAUAUAGGGUGUUUCACCUUAACUUAAUAGAGACCCUGCCGGGGGGCGGGGUCCCAUGUCGCUCAUCUGAAUUUUAAAACGUCUCGUGUCGGUGUUUAUAAAUGCUUGUCACUUAUUGUCGGCUUUGCCGUCACUGUCGCAAUUUGGCUGAGGGCAGUUGUCUCUUGUCGCGAUUUCAUUUUACACACUGUCGCUACUUUUUGGGCCAUGUCACUUGUCAGAAUUUACCCUGGCAGGGCCUCUUAAUAAACCUCCUGGCCCCAGUAGUUCAAAAUGUGGAUAAGGCUUUCCUCUGGAUAGUGAUUUAUCCAGUGUAUUGUGCUGUCCAGCUCUUGACCUGGGGCCAGUAAGUAAGCUUACUUUUCCAAAGUAUAAAGCCUGUUUCAAACCUUGUGCCACAGCUUAGAUGCUGAGCUGGCUUGACUUUGGCAGGGAGGGUUGCCCCCUUUAAAGGGUAACAGUUUCGGUUACAGAUAAUUUAUAUUUGGUCAUUUUAAAUGUCAGGAUAAAUAAAAGCCUCAGAGCAGUGAGGCAGUAAUCAGGGCUUUAUAGCUGGGACUUGGGUUGUCCCUUGGCUAAUGUAGUAUAAGACACAAAAAGAAAAUAGACCCAAAAGAUAUAAUAACUAUUGCAUAUGCCUGGUAACUUGAAAUCUAUGUGACUGCCUGAGAAAUGUCCUGUAGAUUACUGUGAAUGAUGGCCAGUGUUAACUUAUGCAAGAGGUAGUACUCCACUGUCAGAAGUAUUGUCUAAGUUAUUGACUUGUUGUCUUUCCAGAUACCUGGGUUCAAAUGCCAUCACAGUUGUGGAAGGAUUAGAAAGGUUAGAGAAUUUAAGAGAGCUUCACAUUGAGAAACAGACUUUACCUCCUGGAGAAAAGCUCCUCUUUGAGCCACGAUCACUUCAAGCUCUUGCUGUAAGUAUUUUACAAUGUUUGCUAAGACGGCAAACGUAUAUCACUGACAUAAUAAUCAUGAAUCAGUUUAGUCAAGGUUAACUGUGAACAGACUGAGCUGUUAAAACUAUUUGUUGAAAUUAAGUGUGUGGGUGGUCUCAAUAUUACUGAACAUUCAUGGUUGGAUGAAUAAUGAUGAUGAUUUUGGUGGUGAUGAUGAUGAUGAUAGGAUAACAGGAAUUUAAGAAUAACAAUAGACUAACAUAUGGUAUUUUUCUUGUCUUUACAGAAAAGCCUGUGUGUGUUGAACAUAUCAGAGAACAACAUUGAUUCAAUUGAAGAGUUAAAAUGCCUGACAAAUAUGACACAGUUCUUCACAGAAAAUAACUGUCUUUCAGAUAUGAAGGUAAAUGCAUGUUAUUUUCUUCAUCCCCUGGCUCAUACUUCAAUUGGCCAACUUACUCAGAUCAUUUAAAAGAAUGGACCAAGUUUUAUGUCAUGAAUUAAUUCUGCUAAGGUCAGGGUAUUGCAAUUUUAUUGAUAAUAUUGUUAGUUAAAUAACAAUUUUUUUUUGUCUUUGACUUGAAGGAACUUUCAAGAGUGUUGGCUGCAUGGCCAUCAGUAUGGAGGUUAGAGAUGGCUGGGAAUACUUUGUGUCACAAGAAAAAGUAUAGAGACAGAGUCAUAGUUAUGUCUCGAUCAUUAGGUAAGUGGUUUUUAGUGACAUUUGAUAAAAAAAAUGAAAAACUCAAGAAAAAAAUCCUUAAUUUUUUUUAAAAAUAUUGAAUAACAAAAAUUAUUACUGUAGUGCAAUGUGAAAAGACUACCAAAGUCUCUGAAAGUGGUUUUUUUGGGGGGAAUUUUUACACCAGAGAUCUCUUUGGUAGAAACAAAUAUUGGAUGACUUUUCAUCGAUUCUAUCGUACUUAAUAGUUUUAAAGCUAUUAUUUUUAUUGCAGUUUAUGUGUCCUUAAUGUACAUUAUAAUGUUGUUGACUUCGUAGUAAUGCUGGAUGGCAAGGAAAUCAAUGAGACUGCAAAAAGGUUCUUAAUGAACUGGAAAGCCAGCAGAGAUGCGAGAAGACGUCAGAGAAGGCAA